AUGCAUAAUACAUUUCAUUCCCAAACACGUGCUACAUAAUGGCGGACAAAAAUGGUAGAAAAGUCGUUCUUCGAGGAAAAAUAAAAGAGGUCCUUGCCGAUCGUAGUAAAGUAAACGGUAUUGUAGAUAUCAUAGAAGGACUAGGUAGCAAAGAUGUGUCUGUAGUUGUGGAAUGCGUUGAUGGUUUGUGCAAAAUAUUCUCCAAAUUGAUACAAUCCGGGACAUGCCCAAUCAGGAAAGUAUCAAAAGUCUCUAAAAAGAAGUCUAAAAUUCCUGACAAACCAGAGAAAAUCUUUGAGCAUUGGUUAAGUCAAAACUAUACUCUAACUGUGAAUACGUUGCUGGUAAUCCUGCGAUCUCCUAAUCCUGAAGUCAUAGAGAAAGUCUUGACAACAUUAAUGAUGUUUCUUAAAGCAGAGAGCCAGAAAUUGCAGGAAAACUCUCCAGACUUCACAUUUUCUAAUGAUCUAUUUUUAAAAAUUGUGUCAUAUUUGACAGAUGGCUUGUACAGCAAUGAUAAUGUAGUCAAAUUUUUCAAGCCUUACCUUCAGUAUAAUGACAUAUGUUAUUACAUGUUGAGAAACUUAAGCAAAAUCACUUCAAAAUUUACUGAUGGGACGCCCACUGAAUGUGGUCUCCACUUUGCCAGAAACGUGUUUCGUCUUUUACCAUUAAUCACCAUACCUGAAUGUGAAGAAGAUUUAGGUAACCUAUUUGUGAUCUUGGCUGAACCAGUUGAAGCUAACCAACCCAUCAUUAACCAUAAUGUAAUGAACUUAAAUUCAUACAAGAAAGUUUUCACUGAUGCAUGGAUGUCAUUCCUCAGUCUUCAACUGGAUAAUAGUCUAUAUCGACAAGUCUUGGUUAAACUCGAAGACAAAGUUAUUCCUCACCUUAUUGAUCCAAAAAUACUGAUGGAUUUCUUGGUUGACUCCUACAACAUUGGUGGUGUGAUCAGCAUUCUAGCCCUAAACAGCUUGUUUGUGCUAAUACACAAGUAUAACCUGGAUUAUCCAGAUUUCUAUAAAAAGCUGUACAGUCUAUUUGAUGCGGAAAUAUUUCAUCUGAAAUAUCGUGCACGGUUUUUCUAUCUUGCUGACUUGUUUUUGAUGUCAACCCAUUUGCCAGCAUAUCUGGUUGCAGCUUUCAUUAAACGACUUUCAAGGCUUGCGUUAAGAGCACCACCAUAUGGUGUAGCACUAAUUAUCACAUUUGUUGGAAAUUUAAUUAGACGACAUCCUAAUUGCAAGGUCCUGAUUCACAGAAAACAAGAGAAGGUUUGUAUUUAUUACUCAAUACUGUUCAGAAGUAUAAAAUACAAAUUAAGAGUGGAAAUUAGCAAGAUGUAAAAUCGAUGUGCCCAUUGUGCACCUUAAAUUGACCCUGAAUAUAUUUGGAAUGUGUUCUGUUGUAUUUAUCUGCUGAAAGUCCUGUGUAUAGAUUGAAUCAGUUAAAAUAGGAUUUGGUCUGCCACAAAGUAACAAAAUUAAAAUAUAAUCAGCCUAAAAACAAAGCAAGUACUAGCAAGGGAAGAAUAAACAACAUUUUUAUAGAAAACAAACACAACUCAAUAAAUUUUUUGAUAAAAUGCUAGUAAAGUAUCUCAAAAGUAUAAAUUACUUGCUGUGUAAUUGGUCAUUGUUUACAUCUCAUUUAUCCCAAAUAACCUUUGCUAGGGCCUAAAAAAAUACCUGUGGUUCCGGUUUCAUAUCGUGAAAAAAUUAGGGUCGGUGACGGUAGGUCGGAAAUAAAUUUUUUGAAUAUUUUUUUCAUGGUUUUGGCAUAUUUUUUUUCUGGGCGAUUUGCAGUAGAGUCCCGACAUCAAUAUUAACUAGAGAUGCAUAUUUCCUAUGGAUGAAUUUAGGCAAUUUGGUUCAAUAAUUAUUGUGACAACAGAUGCCAUUUUGACACGCUGUAUGAGGAGCCCGCAACAACCCAGCGAAAAUAGGGUUGCACGGUCAAUGGCGUAAAAAAAUAAUAGGGUCAGCAGAAAAAAUAGGGUAGGUCGGGAACCAGAACCACAGGUAUUUUUUGGGGGGCCUAGCUUUGCACUGUUUGCAGGUCCUGUUUUCACUCACAUGUCUGUGGUGUUGUCAAUUCUUUAUAACAGGUCUCACAAGUUCAAUACUAUUGCAGCAGGCCAAAUAUACCAGUUGAAUAAAUGACUUUGUAGUCAAUUAUGUUAAUUUCCAUGUUAAGUUUUUUAAUUGAGUGUCAAAAGUUGAUGGCAAGACCACAGGUCUAUGAGUGAAUAUGGGACCAAAGCAGGCAGAGGAAAGAUGUACAAGUUAUUUGCAUCUAAGUGUAUAAAACUACAUUGUCAUUCAGAUCUGUACUGUACUUCUGAUUUUAACUUCAUGGAUUAACUAACCAAGAAUUUUGUGCUUCAUUGCAUCAUGCUUCUUGUUUAUUGGGAAAUAAUAAAUUUUAAGUUUAACAUAGUCAAAUUUUAGGUUUCAUGACUGUUCAUGCAACAAACAGUAUCAUCUGUGAUAUGUUUUUAUAUAUUGCACUUUUCAAUGCAGAAUGUCCAAAUGACUGGAGAAGAUUUGGCAGACCAAAACGAAACUUCACCUGAUCCUUUUAAAGAAGAUGAACCAGAUCCAAGCCAGUGUGAAGCAUUGCAAAGUUCAUUGUGGGAACUAGAGACACUAAGGCAUCAUUAUUAUCCUGAGAUCAAAAGUUUGGUUGAGCUUCUUGAAAAACCAAUUGGUAAAAAUGAAACAGAUGUCUCAGAAUGGUUUGAAUCUUCAUACGAAGCGUUGUUUGAUGGCGAGUGCACAGAAUUCACUAAGAGUAAUGCUUUUAUUGAAUACCACAUUCCUAAAGGACUUUUGUCAGACUCGGUGAAUGAACUGUGGUGUACUGAUAAGUAAAAUAGAUAAAAAUAAUGUGGAAUACUUGCUGUUAUAUAUACACUGCAAUUGUUUGCAAAUACUGUAGUUGAACUCAAUAUUCACAGUAUUCAAGUUGUUUAAGAGCUAGCUAAACCUGUUCUAAGUUGUACAGUAUGUUUGUGAAUGUCCAGUAUUUAAUUGGCUUAUAAUAUGGUGGAAAAGGAUAUCAUAAGUUCAUAACUAAAUUUUACAAGUUGGAAUUUUCUGGCAUUUUUUUGUUAAUUUCCAUUUAGUCUACACCUGUCGAAGCAAGGCUAGUUAAUGUUUAUUGGCAUAUUGCUUUUUGGAAUGACCGAUUUCUAAAGAGAAGAAUAAUGGGUACACUUCUCUUCAAUGUUAAAUAUAAGAGUUUCAAUUAUUAAGUAAAGUUUAUUGGAAAAAAAUGAGUUGCAUGGUUUAAAAUUCUUGUGUAGGAACGUAACUCAUAAUUGGCUAUAGUAACAACAGACGGAAGGCCUUGAAACGUCGAAAUUCUCCUUAUAUUUUUCAGGUAGUUGCAUCCCUACCAACGAAAGCAUGUUAUGCAAUGUCAUGUAAUUUUGUGAAACCAUCUAUUUUCGCCAGGAGUGAAACAUACAAAAGCAAUGACAGACUACUACUAGUAGUGCCGUUCGAUUGAGAGCCAAUUUGCAAUGAGAGGUUCAGACUAAAUACAGUAGAAUUCACCAUGCAUCGCUCCUCAUGACAUUCUCAGAAACGUAGGCUAUAGUAUAAGCAUGGAUUGUAAAAUAACAUUGUUUUUUACAAUCCAUGGUAUAAGCUUUGAAAUAUGGAUUGUUAUAAACUUAAACUACUAUAUAAAUAAUCAGUGAAAACGUAUAAUGCAUAUAUUUUAUAAUGAAAAUGAUUUUAAUACAACCAAUACUGUUAAUACCGCCACUGGCAUGCUAUUUACCCAUUUACUCUUAUUAUAUAUUAAUUCAAGGUACAUUAUGUACGAUUGUAGCACUGUCAUUGGCAUCUGUGGUGUGUAUAAACCUUACAAUAAACUUACAUAGCGAAGUAUUACAGAAUACAGGAACCAGUAUAAUUACGAUCUGCUUCGCAAGGGGCCAUGCGAUUACUAACGUUAUAUGUUGAAUAUACCAUUGCAAAAUAUUCAGACUGAAAUAGAUAAGAAUAAUAUUAAUUAAGAUUAUUAAUUUGAUAUUUUAUUAUAUCAAUGCGUACUUAUUCAUAUAUAUGUGAACACUAUAUACGUACUCACUAGAACUAUAAAAAUAAUGUAGGUAUUUUCGUUACGGCAGUUUAUAAUUCGUAAGCAAUCACAAUCAUCAUUUUCAACUACAGUUAUCCCUUCCAGUGAAUGGUGUUGCACACAAUUCCACAAGCGAGUUGAUACAGGUUCAAUUCAUCUAUAAAAUUUCAAUUUUUUUUACCUUGAUCGAAAGAUGAAAUUUCCUUUUCGUCUGAAAUCACUUAAUUAAUCGUAAUAUUCAUUUACCGUAAGCAGUACUAGUAAACAUGCAAUAUACUGUAGGGUGACCGUUCGAAUUUUUAGUUAUCAUUGUAAAAGGUCUGCGUUUGUGAAAAGUGAAUCUGGUUGCUUACUGUUGCAUCGCUAUAUCAGUAUAUGUAUAAUAUUGAAUUGUUAUAUUAGAAACUCAUCGAGCUUGACAAAAAGUUCUUUGGGUCUAUUACAAAGCUGAAUUGCUUUUGUUUUUUAGCCCCUAGUUCUUUUGUAAAUUCAUUGAAAUCAAUUGAUUCUCUCUCGUCUGUAUCUUCACUACUGAUCUCAAAGCAAUUCUCAAACUUUUGUCCAUCUGAUCUCGGUUGUAAUUUAUUAAACUCAUCCAUAUCAUCAACUUGAAGUCUCCACCAUUUUGUACCAUCUGCUAGAACAACCCAGUCAUCUUGUUCAGUUGCAUGCGAAUAUUUCUUUCUGCGUUCUGAAUUACUUAAACGAAGCAGAGUGUUCCAAUCGUGUUUCCUCUUCACUGUCUUAUUGAUGCGUACUUUAAUGUUCCGUUUUUCAUUUACCGUAAUCAUGGGUUUGAAUUUCAGUGAACCAUCCAAGCAGCAUUUCUUUGGGAGGAUUAAUCUCAUGUUAGGCAGGUUGGGGUUUUCCUCGAGAAGUUGACUCUCACUUAUUGAUUCACGUGGGAAGGUAAUAGCGAUGUUCGCAGAUCCCGGUCUCUCUGUACUUGAUAAAGAACCUGGAGUGAUCUGACCAGUUUCUUCCCAAUAUCUCACCACUUCGUUCCAAGGUAGUUGAAUUUCACUUUCUUCACCCGUCGAUUCCUUCGACGCUUUCAAGAUCAUAUGCCGGGAGACUUUUAACAUCAGUAUACGAUCAGUCUGGGUAUGUUGAUUUUGGUCAGCCAACUCCACCCAUGGUAGUAAGCCUUGCUUCUCGCCUGUUGGAAAGAUAAUUAUUGUAUGAGCUUCAAUUACAACUACGUACACGAUUAAUUAAAGCCUGAUUUUCAUUUGGUUGCAGAUACCGUG
Paramuricea clavata is the source of this 5345-nucleotide messenger RNA. Lineage: Eukaryota; Metazoa; Cnidaria; Anthozoa; Malacalcyonacea; Plexauridae. The record is from the annotation of a GenBank genome assembly.